AUGGCCGAUUCAGGAGCGCCAGCUCGUACUAACGGUCGUAACUCUCACUCGGCGGACCGCCUUGCUAACAGACCGUUUCUCAGCAACCAAAAGAAGUCAUUGAAUGUUGACUCACCAUCCUUCACUCCGGCCCAACUGGCGGGUAAAAAGUCCGCUUUCUCAACAAAUGCCGCCCCUUUCACCCCUCGAGGCGCUACGAACACAUCUACGAAUACAGCUGUGCAGCCAGAUGCUGGAGCGUCUGAGUUCAAACCGACGCAAUUCCAAGAGUUCACUCCACAAAACAACUAUGAAGCCCCAGCAAAUGGUUCAGCCGAUGGCGGUUCGAUAAAUUAUGAUCCUUUCAGUUCAAUGGCCAGCGUCACCCAGGCACUCCCGCAGAACACUCCAUACAAUCCAUAUGCAGAGGAUCAUAAUCCCUUAGCCGGACCCGCGUCGGGCUACUAUACUGGCCAGAACGCCUACUCGGCUCAGUCCCAGCCUCUGCAAUAUCAUCUCUACUAUCCUAUCGCCUCCACACGGGAGAGCUUGCAGCCGUAUCAACGACAAGUCCAUGAUCUCUUCAUUCCUGAAUCCGUGAGAGAAGACCUUCAGAAGAAGUCUGAAGCCGCCAGACAAGUUCUAGCAAGCCAAUCGGGUGUUCAGGCCUCGCUCCAGCAGUACCAUUCACUGGUCCCCUUAGAUACAAAAUUUAGGAACGCGCAAAGUGUCUUUGGUCCCCCAACCUGGGUAUGGAAAGCUACUUCUCGAAAGAACGGCAAUAUCUAUUGUCUACGAAGAAUCCAAGGAUUCCGCUUGACAAACGAGGAAGCUAUCAAGGCUGUCAACUCGUGGAAGAAGAUUACGCAUCCGAACAUCGUUACGACGAUCGAGGCUUUCACGACCAGAGACUUCAACGAUAGUUCUCUGAUUUUUGUCCACAGCUAUCACCCCCUAUCGAAAACACUGGCGGAGCAUCAUUUCACAACAACUAGAUAUGGUCGAGUGGCUCCGGUAUCCGAGCGAGUAUUGUGGAGCUAUCUCGUACAACUGUCCAGUGCCUUGAACAGCAUACAUCGAGCGAAGCUUGCAGCACGAUGUGUCGAUAUCAGCAAAGUUAUACUGACCGACAAAAAUCGUGUUCGGCUCAGCGCAUGCUCCAUAUUCGACGUGUUGCAAUUCGAUGCGUAUCGCCGCUUUGAAGACCUGCAGCAAGAUGAUUUCUUCGACCUCGGGAAGCUCAUCCUCAGCAUUGCGACUAACACGCUCCCAAAUAGCAUGCCCGAUCUUCGGUCGUUGCUCGAGCAACUGGGUAGAACCUAUUCGCCCGAGUUGAAGGAGAGGAUUGCGUGGCUGCUAAGUCCGCAACAGCCCUCUUUUGUCAAGACUGCCGAACAGCUCGUCACCGAUAUCGCUCAUCACAUGGACGAUGUGUACAUAGCAACUUCUAACGCCCACGACGAAGCCAUCAACCAGUUAGGCAAGGAAUUGGAAAAUGGUAGGGUCGUGCGAAUGCUUGCGAAGCUAGGUGCUAUUAAUGAUCGCCCCGAACACGGAAGUGAAGUCCACUUUUCCGACAUGGACGGGCGGCGCAUCCUGAAGCUUUUUCAAGAUUACGUCUUCCAUCAGGUUGACGCUCAAGGCAAUCCUGUGGUGGACCUGGGCCACAUGAUCAGUUGCCUGAACAAGCUUGACGCCGGCAUCGAUGAGAGGAUCUACCUCACAAGCCGGGACCUUCAAAACACCCUUGUUGUAUCAUACAAAGAGUUGAAGAAGCAAGUUCAGAUCGCUUUUGGGGAUCUACUCAAGCCUGCCGCCAAACAACCGGCGCGCUACUAG
Molecule: messenger RNA, 1818 nt
Organism: Anthostomella pinea
Lineage: Eukaryota; Fungi; Ascomycota; Sordariomycetes; Xylariales; Xylariaceae
Source: the annotation of a GenBank genome assembly